CCAGCGGCCCAUCCCCUAGUCCCCCAUCCCCCGAUUCCUCUCCAUGUCCCUUUCCCUCGUCUGUCGCCACCGCCACCACCGGCGCCCUCCCCAUAGUCGCCGUCACCACCGGCGCCCAGGUGUAAUGCUGCUCUUGCAGACGGCCAUGGGGAGGGGGACACUUGAUUUCUUCGCCAGAUCUGGAUCCCGGGGACGACGUCGGGUCGCUAUGCAAGGCGGUGGCCUGCGGGAAGGGGAACUGCACGGUGACGACGGGGCUGCCGGGGUACAAGGUGCGACUGUGAGCCCGGGUGGACGCACAUGCACGUCGGCGACAGCCUCAGGUUCCUGCCCUGCGUCAUCCCCAACUCUUGAUGUUUGGGCCAGAUAUAUGCGGGACUCAAACAAAGAAGCUGCAUCUUAUACUCUCUUACCAGGGGCAGAACUAUCCUAUCAAAAAAGAUCUACAAUGCGAAACCGACAGGCUCACGCAUGUUUACACAUUCAUUUUAGGCCCGAUGCAUCUUAUAGUUUACUUGUUGAUAACCGUGAAAGAGAAUCUGGGAGCAUGUACACUGAUUGGGACAUCUUGCCUCCUCGUAAAAUCAAGGAUGUUGGUGCCAAAAAGCCUAAGGAUUGGGAUGACAGAGAGUAUAUUGAGGAUCCCGAUGCGGUUAAACCUGAGGGCUAUGAUUCUAUUCCAAGAGAGAUUCCUGACCCAAAGGAUAAGAAGCCCGACACGUGGGACGACGAUGAUGAUGGCAUAUGGAAACCUAGAAGGAUACCGAAUCCAGCAUACAAAGGACAAUGGAAGCGCAAGCAGUUGGUUUCACCUCUUGGUAGUAAAAUUCAACAACAGCCAGUUCUGAAGACUAACGAUGCAGUUAGCUCUGAUUCUAGUAACACAAGUGAAAGUGCAGUUCUUGGAGGAAGGGUAUUUUCUCCUCCUGUUGUUCCUGGGGCUCAGUGGAGGGUUCAAACUCCUGCUGGUUUCCAAAAUCAAAGUGAAACUGGUCAAUUUCGUGGAAGACCUGAGGUAACCGACCAAAGGGAGAAGUACUUGCAAAGAUUGUAACAGGUACAGCAGCAGCAGGGCAACCUUAUUAACGCUUCUCAUAUAACGGGCAUCAAUCAGAAGCAAUUUCCAACCCAGCAGCUCAAUUCCCUCUUACAGCAGUUUAAUUCUCAGAGUUCUUCUAUCUCUUCUCAAGGGGGCCUUAGGCUAGAGGUUCAGGGACCAGGUAUCCCUUCUGCCUUCUCGUCUCAGCUACAACCUCAUGAAUCCCAAAUUCUCGAGCAAUACGCUAGGCAAACAAAAAGUGACGAGCAACAAGGCUUGGCCGAUGAUGCUGGUGUGGAGUCUGCUGCAACAACUGGACCGAUUAAGCACACCAAUGAAGAUGACACGAAGGCUCCUUACUCGGUACGGUCCAACUUUUUCAUACAUGCCUGCUCAUGAAAUAAGUGAAACAAGGUGCAUACAAUUAAGGACACCACAAUUAUCUCUGUGAAUAAUCAAUAGUGUGGAGUUACUCACAAUAAUCUAUGCGGCAUUUCUUAGCUAGAUUUUUUAGAAGGAUUUCGGGCUAUUUUGCUCAUAUUUUAGAAAACUGAUCAUGUGUGAUGGGCCCAUCUGUCUUGCAAAAUAGACU
Hordeum vulgare subsp. vulgare (domesticated barley) is the source of this 1631-nucleotide messenger RNA. RefSeq lists its product as uncharacterized. The coding region runs from base 44 to 1054 and encodes 336 amino acids. Lineage: Eukaryota; Viridiplantae; Streptophyta; Magnoliopsida; Poales; Poaceae. Gene Ontology annotation, cellular component: endoplasmic reticulum; endoplasmic reticulum membrane. The record is from RefSeq and is a predicted model, not a curated record. Gene Ontology annotation, biological process: protein folding. Gene Ontology annotation, molecular function: calcium ion binding. The transcript has 10 exons.